GACUGCAUGCUCCCCCCUCCCCACCCCAGGCUGCAGCCCGCGCACUCGGCUGUGGGCUUUUCGCGGCCGCAAGAGACCUGUACCCGCUCCGUCCCCGUUCACAAGCCCCUUCAGUUUCGUCGGAUCGCGUCUCCCUUUCCCCUUUCGAUGGCCGUCCGGUGGCGCGAUCCGCACCCAGCAGCGCAAUAGUUAACGAGCGCCGGAUGCGCCCUCACUCCAGCGGACCGCUACAGUACGAAGAUGGCGUCGGAGGGAGCCAGCGGAGAGCAGCCUCCUCCGGUACAAACACUGGCAACGGCCGUGCUGGGAAGCGUCGACACGAAAUGUGAGUUCAACAUGGAUAACCUGAGCAAGCCAGAGCUGCUCACCCUGCUGAGUAUCAUGGAGGGAGAGCUGGAGGCCCGAGACCUGGUAAUAGAGGCCCUGAGGGCUCAGAGGAAGGAGGUGUUUCUCCAGGAGCGAUACGGCCACUACAGCCUGACCGACCCCUUCCUGGCGCUUCAGCGGGACUUUGAGUGCGGCGUCCCCGGGGGAGACGCCGAGCGGCGGCCCCUGGGCUCCAGCCCCAUCUCUGUCCUGGAGGCCGUCAUGGCGCACUGCAGGAAGAUGCAGGAACGUAUGUCGGCCCAGCUGGCUGCUGCUGAGAGCCGCCAAAAGAGGUUGGAGAUGGAGAAACUGCAGCUCCAGAGUCUGGAGCAGGAGCACCGCAAGCUGACGGCGCAGUUGAAGGACGAGCGUGAGAAGAACAAGCACAUUGUCAUGAUGCUGGUGCGAGAGUGCAAGCAGCUUGCCACACGGGUGGUAGAGGAGUCGCAGCGCUUCGACGAGCUCCAAGCUCGCCUGGACGAGGAGAGUCGCACCUCUGGCCGGCUGCAGGAGGAGCUGAGCACCGAGCGGCAGCGUAGCCAACAGAUGGAGGCCAAAAUGGAAAAACAGCUGUCAGAGUUCGACACAGAGCGGGAACAGCUGCGCGCUAGGCUUGGUCGCGAGGAGGCCGAGAGCCAGAGUCUGCGGCAGCAGGUGGAGCAGCUGCGGACUGAACUGACUGAUGGGAAGGAUGCUGCUGUGACCCAGCCUGCUGCUUCUGGAGCAGAACCCGCUGCUGCCACCGGCACGCCACCCAAACCCAAAGCUCUGACAUCUGUUUCUGUAGCCACAGAGCCCAUUAGCUCUCGAGCAGCGUCUUGCCAAACGGACCUGCCACCCAAUGAGGUGGAGGGUCCCAAGAAGACCCCCCUCACCAUACCCGUCAAACCAACCCCUGCCAACUAUGUUGGCCUGAGCCUGCCAAAGACGUCUGGCCGGGGGAUCGUCCACAGCAGCUCAGGAGGACUGGCACAGACAGAGAAUGGCUCAGAGGGCCAAGCCCCCCACGGCUUACCCAGCGGGGUCAGCCCCCGUGUCCAGGCGGCCCGCUACAAGUUCCAGGAACAGGACCAAAACGGCACGGCGUCCCAGAGUCCUCCAGCCCGUGACCUCUCCCCCACCAACCGUGACAACUUUGCCGCCAAGCAGCAAGCCCGUCACACCGUUACGCAGGUUCUGUCGCGCUUCACCAGCCCUCCAGCAGGAGGUGCUGGACCCCUGCGCCCAGGCCUGCCCCACUCUGCCUCAGAGGGAGGCCCUUUUCCCGGUCGCCUGAGCCAUCCCAUUGGCCUCAAGUCGCCUACGGUGGCCAGGAUCGACCGGGGAAACCCUCCUCCUAUCCCUCCCAAAAAGCCAGGGCUUUCCCAGACCCCCUCUCCUCCUCAUCCACCCAUCAAGGUGGUGGGGGACAUCGGCCGCUCCCCUGGGGCCGGGCUAAAACCGGCCACGCCCCAGCUGCCACCCAAACCUGCCCUGGACCUGGUACCAGCCCUGACGGCCUCUCAGGUGGGUGCCUGCCCCCCCUCCCGCUCCCCGGGGCCUGGCCGGGGCCCUCAGCGGCAGCCGGCAGCAGCAUGUGCAGAGUGCCCCCCCGUCAUCAGCCCUGCCACCACUGUCAGUAGCCCCUCCUCCAUAAACCCCCCCUCCACCUCCUCCUCCUCCAUUAGUGCUCCAUCUUCCUGUAGCCCCCGUACCUCAGCAGGCAGCCCCCUGGCAACAGCAUCAGGCUGGUGUCCCUCCGUAGUCUCCUCUCUAAGUGGCGGUGGGCCUGCUGCCCUGGACGGCGGGCGCCCCCUGCUCCUCCAAGCUGCUUCCCAGGGAAAUGUCACUUUAUUGUCAAUGCUGCUUAACCAACCAGACCCGACCACCACCACCACCACCACCACCACCACCACCACCACCAACAUCACCUCUACCACCGCCAUGGAGAACAAGCCCAAUCAUCUUGACCAAGACCACCACCUCUACCACAACCACAACCAAACCUCUGCCUUGUUUGCUGCUGCUCAGAACGGACACACAGAGUGUGUGAAGCUGCUGCUGUUUUCGGGAUCGCCUGCUGAUGUUCCGGAUGAAAACGGAUUCACAUCCUUGCACUUGGCCGCCGCCCGCGGCCACAGCAGCUGCGUGGAGGCGCUGCUGGCUGCAGGGGCCGCUGUGGACGCGGCUGCGGCGGCGGCGGGGGGACAGACCUCCCUCUUUCUGGCCUGUGAGGCGGGACGGCUGGACUGCGUCCGGCUCCUGCUGGGUGCCGGAGCCGAUCGCUCGCGCUGCACCACGGACGGCUGCACGGCUCUCCAUGCGGCGGUGCGCUCGGGACACGUGGACACACUGCGCCUGCUCCUCUGCCACCUGCCCCGGGGCGACCCCGCCGUGACCCCCGACGCCUCCGGCGCCCCGGCGCUGCCUGCUGCCCUGCUGAACCAGGCCAACGGUGACGGCUGGACGGCCGCGCACAUGGCUGCCGCCCUGGGCCUCAAGGAGUGUCUGGAGGUGCUGUGCAGCCACAGUGAACAGGACAUCGAGAGGAGAGAUAAGUGUAAUCGCACUAUUCAUGACGUGGCAACCGAUGACUGCAAAGAUCUACUUGAAAACCUCCACUCGUACCGGGUCCUGGUGCGCCUCCAGUGUUCGGGUGGAGGAGGAGCAGGGUCCAUGUGUCCUGUGGAGGCCCUGGAGGAGGAGGCGAAGGGGGGCGCCGGCAGCCAGCUGGUGCUGUGCCGGGUGUCGGUGGACCGGUCGAUGCGCUGGGCUCAGCUGGACUCCGCGCUCGGCCGCGCCUUCACCUCCCACCUCCAGAUCCUCUGUGGAGAGUCUGCGAUGGGCAGGGAGGAGGCGCAGCGCCCCCCGCUAGGCCUCGGUCCCACCAGUAUCGCCUCCAGCCUCAUCGGAGAUACCGAGUGGUCGCCGGGUCAGGAGCUGCCUUUGUCCCCCUGGGACCUGGUCAGAAAGCCUCUCAGCCAGCGCAUCACCAUCCGCCUCAAAGGUCUGUCUGAGUCGUGUCUCGACGAGCUGGCUCUGGAAUCUCUCCUCCCCCUGCCGCUGCUGCACAACUACGUCCGCCUGGUGGAACAGUACGGCAACCUCAUCUUUCACGGGCUGGAGGGCAGCUGUCAGGACUACAUCGCCGGCCUGGUGGCUCGCUGCAUCAAGUCCAAGCAGGAGGCAGGGGGGCUCGGCUGUGACGUGGUGCGGGUGGAGGUGGAGGAGAGCCUGACCAAAGAGCAGCUGCUGGAGACUUUCAUCACCUGCGGCUUCCUCGCGCCGGCAGUGGGCUCGCGGGUCGGCGUGCCACCCGGUCACACCGGCCGGUGUGUGGUGGUGCUCCUGGAGGGGCUGGAGAAGGCUUCGUCUCUAACAGGCCUGCUGGGAGACCUCUGCCACAGUCUGGACAACAGGGGCUCUGCCUCGCCGCUGGUCCUGAACACCGGUCCCCACCAUUUCUGCGAGGGCAGCUUCCUGAUUGCCACGUUGUCGAAGCCCCGCCUCCAGGGAUCGGAGCUGCGCCUCCAGCAGCAUUUCCGCUGGGUGACUCUUCGCUGGGACCAGGAGCCGCUGCACGGCCUGCUGGGGAGGCACCUCCGAAGGAAGCUGCUCCACAAGACGGGGACUGGCGCUUGGACACCCGAUGGCGUCAUGGAGCGGUCGGUGCUUUGGGUGAGCCAGGUCUGGCAGCAGCUCAACGCCUGUCUGUCCCGCCUGGGGACCCAUGAGGCUCUGCUGGGCCCGCAGCUCUUCCUGUCCUGCCCUGCGGUCCCCAACAACGCACAGGCAGUCGUCAGGUGGCUGGCUCGGCUCUGGAACGCCGUGGUCGUCCCCCGCGUGGAAGAGGCCAUCAUCUCCCGGGUAACAGCCAAGCGCUCCUCCUCCUCCGCCACCACCGCCACCUCCUCUUCCUCGUCACCGUCGUCGCAGCGACUGUCUCCUAGCAACUGUGGGCUGAGCGCCGGCCAGCUGGCUGUGGUGAAAGCUGCGCUCAGCAUCCUGGUCAACAAGGCCGUUCUCCUGGGCUGCCCUCUGCCUCGACACGAAAUCGACAGGUACCUGCUGGAGUUCCGGGGCGGGACCCUCCCUCUGACAGCCAUCGGCUCCUAUAAAGGAAGCAGCGCCGGUGGGGGCAGGAAGGGACGCGACGGCAGCAAGUUGAGGCGAUCCAACACCAGCCCUCGGAAGAAGGGAAGCCCCGCCUUGAACUGGAGCUGCGGCGGUUCCUUCGGAGAGGGGUCACUGUCCAACACUGAUGUCAGCUUCAUCGCCAACGGCAAAGUCCAGAGGGAGCCCGUAGGUCUGCCCGUGUUCUCUGACGACGAGACAGAUCUGAUCAGAGAGCUGCAGACCAUGUGCUCCAGCAAGUCCGAGCCAGACAUCAGCAAGAUCUCUCAGGCCAAAGACGACUUGAUCCUGUUCUCCUGCUCUCCCAGUGAAGUGUCACGCCCCCACAAGGCCGAGCAGGGAACUGCCGUCCAUCAGCGAGCGCAGACGGCCGUCGUUCGUCAGUCCAGCCGCAGCCCCGGCCAGGCAGCCGUCCAGAGCAGCGACCGGCGUUCAGGGCCCCGCGCCAAAUCGCAGCUCCCCGUCCCCAGCAGCAGGGGGCAGCAGACACGAGUGUCCGCCGCCGCCACCAGCGGCAACAACAACAACAGCAGCAGCAGCAGCAGCAGCAGCAACAGCAGCAACAGCAACAGCCCUAUCCGAACCCAGACGCCUCCCAGCCGCAUCAGAACCACCAACAGCAGUAGAACAAAGCAGGCUCCACCCAACAGCAGCAGCAGCAGCAGCAGCAGCAACUACUACUACCGCAACAACAUCAAUGACAACAAGCAAUCACAUGAGGACAUCUGGAUCCUCCACAGAGACCUGCAUGAAAACAACAAUAAGUAGACCCCCCUCCUGUCCCUCCCCAUGAUUCCCCUGUGAACCUCCCUCCACGAUGUAAAGACUAGGUACCUGACGACCUUUGACUUUCAGUAUUUGUACUUGUUAUCCGUACUUGUUACACUGUACUACAGUUGUGUACUUGGGGACCAUAGUUUUAUUCUAUUACAGUAUUUGAAGUAUUUGAUCGUCCGGGGCGUAAAAAGAGGGUUUGGUGAGACUUUACGGAGGAAAGAACAACAGAAGGUAAUGCAGCAGGUUACUUUACUGUUGCCUUAUUCCAUAUUGUAUCAACGUGCAUAUUAUGGGACAGUAUUCAAUAGACAAGAUACAGUGUAAGCAUUUACUGAAAUAAGAGUUGAGAUGUUAAGUAUUUGACUGGUAGAAACUGCCUCAAAACAGUCCUGGCACAGUGUUUUUGUGUACUUUAAGUGAAAUACUGUACUUCUCCUCUGGUAUAAGGCCAUUGAAUAGUAACUGAAAUUACUUACAGGUGUUACUUUUAAGUGCAAAGUGUUUUUGGAUCAAAGAAAGAAACAAGCAGGUUUUUAUUUUCUUUCUUUUGUUGUUUUUGCUAUUAAGUAUUUUGAAAUAUUCAAGUGUUUUAUCUUUAAAUAGUUGCAAGGUUGGUUGAAAUACUGUUGAAAUUAAUCAGGGUUUUACCAAAUAUAUUUGUAAAUAAGAAUUAGUACGUUUAAAUGCUCUAUAGAUUGGUGUAUGUGGUAUGACGCUUGUACAGUGACAAAACCUUAAAGUAAAACUGCUGAAAAAAAAAGAAAAACUUGUACAUAGUGUUUGUAAAAUGAGUUUGGUUCUGAACCCCUCACUUGUUUCAAAGUGAAGGGGAUGUGGCAAUAAGUAAUAGAACUGUAUAAACACAGGAUGUCCUCUGUCAACUGUAAGCCAUAAUAAAUAUUUUAAAUGCCCAUCCUCGCGCCCCUCCCCCUGAGUCAUGUUCAAUUUAACCCCAGCUGAGCCCUACAGUGUAAUUCACACUUUUUUUUUUUUUUUUGCUUUCCAUUGUCACUGUGUUCUUCCUACGUUUCUAUUUUUAAAAAAGACAAGUUUUAUUUUAAGCGGACAUUGUUUAUACAUAUAAAUAUAAAUAUAUCUAUACAUAUGUACAGGAGAGAUUUUAGUCGAUCUAUGAUUUGGAUCUGUAUGAUAGCUGUUUGAGGUUUAAAGAAUUGUCUUUCAAGCACAAACAUUAAA
Messenger RNA from Xiphias gladius (swordfish), 6453 nucleotides. RefSeq names its product cortactin binding protein 2 (gene cttnbp2). The coding region runs from base 241 to 5247 and encodes 1668 amino acids. Gene Ontology annotation, biological process: regulation of synapse organization. Gene Ontology annotation, molecular function: protein binding. Lineage: Eukaryota; Metazoa; Chordata; Actinopteri; Istiophoriformes; Xiphiidae. The record is from RefSeq and is a predicted model, not a curated record. The transcript has 23 exons. Gene Ontology annotation, cellular component: glutamatergic synapse.